AGGGAGCAAAACAGACAAAGACAAACACACAGCGAAAGUUCGGACUCCCAUAUUAAUCUCUCGGCUGAGAGAGAAACAAACAGAGAAGAAGCGGUCCAGGCCAAGGGUAAAAUGGGAAACCAGAAGCAAAAAUGGACGGCGGAGGAGGAGGAGGCGCUGCUCAACGGAGUGGCAAAGCACGGCCCUGGAAAGUGGAAGAACAUUCUCAAAGAUCCUGAUUUUGCUCCUUUCCUCACUCAACGCUCCAAUAUCGACCUCAAGGACAAGUGGCGAAAUUUAAGUGUCAGCAAUGCUACACAAGGUUCUAAGGAUAAAUCAAGGUUACCUAAAGUUAAAACCCUGGCACUUACUCUGCCCUCCUCCAAUGCUCAAAAUUUUGCACAUGCUGAUACAUCUGCAGAUGUCCUUAUGGAUGAUCCUUCAAGCAAUGCAGUGGAUGGAAAAAAUGCCCCAAGGUACAACGCAAUGAUUUUUGAAGCUCUUUCAGCCAUAAAAGAUACAAAUGGAUGUGAUAUUGGUGCUAUUGUUCACUUCAUUGAGCAAAGGCAUGAGGUGCCACAAAAUUUUAGAAGGCAUUUAAGUUCAAGGUUGAGAAGGCUUGUUUCACAAGGCAAACUGGAAAAGGUUCAAAAUUGCUAUAGAAUCUGCCAAGAUGGCGCACUGGGAACAAAAACACCAACCCCCAAACAAAAAGAUAUCAGGCCCCGGCAUUCACAGAACUCUAUAUUAGCAUCUGGCGAGUCAGUAGAGGAAGCAGCAAUAGCUGCUGCUUAUAAAGUUGCCGAAGCAGAAAAUAAAUCAUUUUUGGCUGCUGAAGCAGUUAAGGAAUCAGAAAGAGUCUCAAAGGUAGCAGAAGACACAGAUUCAAUGCUCCAGUUAGUGAAAGAGAUUUAUGAACAAUGCUCACGAGGUGAAAUUGUUCUAUUGGCUUAGAGUUAUCGUGUGUACAAUUAGAAAAAGCAAAAUUCUUGGUAGUUCUCAGAACCUGGUGUGUAAACCCAUUUCGUCAGUGCCAUGGCAUUUUCUGAGUUGCACUUUGUUUCUUUCUUUUGCCUUUUUAGUUAAAAGGCAAAUACGUUUUGACAGGUCAAACAUUUCUCUUGUACAAUUAGGAAAAAACAAAAAUAUCCAUAAUUUUGGAACAUGUAAAUUCAUUGAAUCAAUUGAACAUUUUUAAGCCUCUUGCUUCUA
Messenger RNA from Jatropha curcas, 1191 nucleotides. RefSeq names its product telomere repeat-binding factor 4. Gene Ontology annotation, biological process: nucleosome assembly. Gene Ontology annotation, cellular component: nucleosome. Gene Ontology annotation, molecular function: double-stranded telomeric DNA binding. Lineage: Eukaryota; Viridiplantae; Streptophyta; Magnoliopsida; Malpighiales; Euphorbiaceae. The record is from RefSeq and is a predicted model, not a curated record.